Somion occarium is the source of this 1202-nucleotide messenger RNA. NCBI's taxonomy places the organism in Eukaryota, Fungi, Basidiomycota, Agaricomycetes, Polyporales, Cerrenaceae. The record is from the annotation of a GenBank genome assembly.
CCCACGGAUGCCAUAUAUCCAGUGGUACUUCAGUGCAAACUAUAUAUACAUGUAGACUGUUGUUUCCUUUUUGUUCACAUCAUCCCCAACCAAACAUGACAAAAUUGCCCGUCGUGCUUUACCAUUAUGACGCGUCACCAUUCGCGACGAAAGUGAAGAAUAUGCUUCUCCUGAAGCAGAUUCCACACAAACGAGUAGCGGUUCCAGUUACUCUUCCUCGCCCAGAGUUGGCCGAGAAACUGGGAGUGACCUAUCGUCGCAUCCCCGUGUUAGCUAUUGGAAACGAUGUGUACUGCGACACCAGUCUGAUCGCAUCCGUACUUGAACGUCGUUUUCCACCUUCGGAGGGGUACAAGUCGUUGUUUCCUCCUAGAAAAGGUGGAGGGAAAGCGGACACAGGCUUGGUGAAAGCCCUCACCAUGUAUUGGACCGACAGGGCGGUGUUCCCUUUGGCAGCAAACUCUUUGCCUUAUAGCAAAUUCCCUCCUGCGUUCAUCAAGGAUCGUUCAGCAUGGUUGGGAACUCAAAUCGACCCUAAAGAAGUCGAAGCUCGCCAUCCCAUAGUCAAGAGCCAAAUUGUCUCGCACCUGUCUUUGAUAGAGGAGCAACUUUCUGACGGUCGGGAAUGGCUCUUGGAUACUGAAACUCCUGGGCUUGCUGAUCUGUCGAGCCACUUUAUCCUGUCCUGGAUAAGGUAUUUCAGAAAUCUUAAGGACCUCUUCGAAAGCGGAACGUUCCCGAGCAGUGUUUCGUGGCUCACUCGUAUCGCUGGGUACAUCGACAAACUGAACAAGGAGAAUGUGGCUCCCUUUGAAGCUAUCGACGCCACAAAAGCUGCGGAGACGAUUUGUUCAGCUCUCUCGUCUGUUCAUGAAUCGGUGGAUUUCGAUGACUCUGAAGCCGGCCGCCUGAAGGUCGAACAGGGUGAGAUUGUUUCUGUCGUCCCUUCAGACAACGCCAAAGUCCCUACUAUCGGUAAAUUACUUGCCCUCAAUCGCGAGCAGGUCGUGAUAGAGACUAGGGGCUCUGUUGGGACUGUUUUGUGUCAUUUUCCCAGACUGGAAUUUGCUGUGGAGGCGCAAUCUCAGGCAAAGUUAUGAGCUUAUUCCAAAUCUUCACGUAUCCCUGUACUUUUGUCCUUCAUUGCGUUUGCAUUUGUAUGUAAUAACACCGGAGUAACUACGAGUCAUGUUCUUGCAGAG